GGGCGAGGCGGCGGCAGCAUGGCGGACGAUAAGGACUCGCUGCCCAAGCUGAAGGACCUGGCUCUGCUGAAGGGGCAGCUGGAGAGCCUGCAGCGGCGCGUGGAGGACGAGGUGCACGCCGGCGUGGGGCAGGGCGGCUCGCUGCUGGCCUCCCCCUUCCUGAAGGGCUUCCUGGCCGGGUACCUGGUGGCCAAGCUGCGCUUCUCGGCCGUGCUGGGCUUCGCCGUGGGGACGUGCACCGGCAUCUACGCCGCGCAGAACUACGCCGUGCCCGACGUGGAGAAGACGGUGCGGGACUACCUGAGCGCGCUGCGGAAAGGAGGGGAGUAGCGGGGCUGCCCGGUGCGAGCAGCGGCUCCUGGGACGCUCACGCGCUGUCCGUGCCCGGUGUGUUUGGGCCUCCCCUCCGCUCCCUCGGACCCUGCGGCUCCGUGCCCCCCGAGCCCACAUCGUGCCAGAGCGCGCGGUGCGUCCCGGGGAGGCAGGUCCUGCUGCUCUCCUUCAGGAGGAGCAAAGCUGUUCCCUUCUGCUGCAUGGGGAGCGUAGCAGGUAACGGCCUGCUGUAGUCAGGCUCAUUAAAUUCAUGGCGUUUGGUCUCUUUUGAGUGUCCCGAGGUGGGAGUCUGUAUGGCCUCCCCCCGCUGCGGCAGCUCUCGCCCUCUGUGCUGCCGCCUGCAGAUGGCUGUGUGUGGGAGCCCUGAGCAGCGUGGGCUUUGGGGGCUGAUGCUGCUCUCCUCUGUGGCCAUAUACGGCUCCCACGCUCCGCUCCUCACCCUGUGCAAGGUGGAUGGCACGAUCCCCUUCAGCUCCUCGUCCGUGGUGGUUCUCAUCGAGCUGACAAAGCUGGUGCUCUCCCUGCUCUUCCUGCUCACCUGGGACCGGCAGCUGCUCGGGGCCAUGGUGUCCUGGCACCACGUCGCUCCCUUCGCCCUUUCGGCCCUGCUCUACGCUGCAAACAACAACCUCGUGGUUCACAUGCAGCUCUUCAUGGAUCCCAGCACCUACCAGAUCCUGAGUAACCUGAAGAUCGUCAGCACCGCGCUCUUCUACAGCCUCUUCCUGCGCCAAAGGCUCCGUGUGCGCCAGUGGCUGGCGCUCUGCCUGCUGAUGGCUGCCGGGGUGAGCUACAGCUGUGGGGGUUUGCGGGACCCACGGGGCUCUGGCAGCCCCUCUGCCAUGCAGCUGCACAUCACGCUGGUGGGCCUGUUGCUGAUCUCAGUGUACUGCCUGAUAUCAGGCUUGUCUGCCGUCUACACAGAAGCUAUCCUGAAAACCCAGGCGCUGCCCCUUAACCUUCAGAACAUCUUCCUUUAUUUCUUUGGGGUCCUGGUCAAUUUGGUCGGCCACUUCUGGAGCAGCACAGAGAGAGGUUUCCUGGAGGGCUUUUCCUUCUGGGUGCUGGUGAUUGUGGUCAGCCAGGCCUUGAAUGGCUUGAUUAUGUCCGUGGUCAUGAAGCACAGCAGUAACAUCACCAGGCUCUUCGUGAUCUCCUGCUCCAUCCUGGUCAACGCUCUGCUGUCUGUCGCCCUCUUCAACCUGCAGCUCACCCUCCUCUUCUUCAUUGCUGUCUCAUGCAUUGGCCUCGCUGUUCACUUGUACUAUGGGGUGACGUAGCUGCGGCCUCCUUGCCCUGCGUGCAGCAGGGCGGUCCUUAGCUGUAGCUCAGGGGUGUUCUUUGCCUGUGCUGGGCCUGGCGUGGGGCACAGUGGUGACUCCCUGCCCUUUUGUUUACAGGAGGAGGCAGGGUAGCCCAGUGUGAGUCUGCUGGCCUAAAGCAAAUGCACUUUGGGAGGGCUUUGUUCAGUGUACCCUUGCCCAGGAAAAGGGGAGAGUGCCCUGCCUGUGCCGGGCCCCAUGCUGAGGGACACCUUUAUCCAGCAGGCCCAGGCUCUAGAGUGGAUCCUGAGCCCCUUCUCACACGGUACGUCACACUUCUGCUGUUUCCCCCAUCUUCUGCAUACCAAAGCACACAGCUGUCCCCUGUGCCAGUAAAAGCUGCUGCAGGGUUAGCUCUGGUGUGCUGCUCAUGAGCAUGCAGCCAGCCCUGCUGCCAGAGCAGUGUGCUGCUGUCAGGAGAGCCCUGCACCACGGCUGGGGGUUUCUCACUCCCUUCCUCUGCAGUAUUCCACCCCAAUCCUCAGCCCAGCCUUUGACUGGAGGUCUGGUGUCCAGAUUGACUCCAAAUUGGGCUCCAUUUGCCUGUCCUGGGCACAGCAUUGCUGUCUACCUCUGUGGACAGGGAUUAUAAGGGGAGUCUUAUGUGCUUUCCAAAGAGGAAACAGCACCUGAAUUUGUACAAGCGCUCUGUGGCUAGUGAAUUCCCGGUGGGUAGGAGUCACUGCUGGCUCUGGUAUGGGUAUUAAAGCUGUGGUUUAACGAUG
Gallus gallus (chicken) is the source of this 2380-nucleotide messenger RNA. It is a transcript of the gene SLC35A4, whose product is annotated as solute carrier family 35 member A4. Lineage: Eukaryota; Metazoa; Chordata; Aves; Galliformes; Phasianidae. The transcript is spliced from 3 exons. The coding region runs from base 19 to 330 and encodes 103 amino acids. The record is from RefSeq and is a predicted model, not a curated record.